Molecule: messenger RNA, 561 nt
Organism: Labeo rohita (rohu)
Lineage: Eukaryota; Metazoa; Chordata; Actinopteri; Cypriniformes; Cyprinidae
Product: myosin-7-like
Exons: 4
Cellular component (GO): myosin complex
Molecular function (GO): cytoskeletal motor activity; ATP binding; actin filament binding
Source: RefSeq, a predicted model, not a curated record
AGAGUAACACCAGCUCUGCAGUCAUAGUGUACAGAGUUUGACAAACACAAGGUUUCAGAAUGGCUGACGCUGUCAUGGCAGAGUUUGGGUCAGCUGCUCCCUUCCUACGUAAGUCAGAGAAGGAGCGUCUGGAGGCCCAGACUCGGCCCUUCGACAUGAAGAAGGAAUGCUUUGUGCCUGAUCCUGAGGUUGAGUACGUCAAAGCCUCCAUCACCAGUAGAGACGGAGACAAAGUCACUGUUGACACUGAACACGGAAAGACGGUAACUGUGAAGGAUGUCGACGUUCACCCUCAGAACCCGCCAAAGUUCGAUAAAAUUGAGGACAUGGCGAUGUUCACCUUCCUGCACGAGCCCGCCGUGCUGUAUAACCUCAAAGAGCGUUACGCAGCCUGGAUGAUCUACACCUAUUCAGGGCUGUUCUGUGUCACUGUCAACCCCUACAAGUGGCUGCCAGUGUACGAUUCCUUUGUGGUCAAAGCCUACAGAGGAAAGAAGAGGACUGAAGCUCCUCCUCACAUCUUCUCCAUCUCUGACAACGCCUACCAGUACAUGCUGUCAG